UUUUUCCCACGCCCGGCCGUGCCCCCUGGCCGAGCGCUCGCAGUUUGUGCAUGACAACAGACAUAUUAUACCCUAUUGUAACCAUGUUGUUGGUUGUUGCCUUUGGAACUCAUAUUCUGGACAACACACUCGAGGACAAUGUACUCAACAUCAUGUAUCAUGCCGUUGGUCGUCAUUGAAUGCACCAGAGAAUUACAGACUUUUUUCCAAAACACUUUGAUUCAGUCGAGAUAUUUAUACUACUAUACUCCGUUUCUGGCAUGAAGACUUAUGUGAGACACUCCUCAGCGUGUAAAAAUACACAGAGAAAAUUUGUUGUGCAGCAAACGAUACCUAACUAAAACUUGUGUUCACUUUCCCGUUAAAAAUACGUACAUUUAAAAUAUUAAUAAAAUAAUAUCACUCACACUUCGGAAGGUACCACUCAAGCUACAACAUUGACUGUGAACGUCAAACAUUUUUCUCUGUGUACCCGAUGCUUCAUUUUACUUUCUCCAGAGACUUUUUAUUUCUCUUUUUUUUUUUGUCUAACCUUCGCUUUGGCCUGCCGACCCGCCGAGCCGCGCCCUGCAGUCUUGUGUACACACCGACCGUGAUUUCGUGUAUGACUUUCUCCUUUUCCCCUCCAAACUUUCUUGUCACGAAUGCCCCGAGCCUGACGACCGGGUCGCAGACAAGGAAAGUCUGGCCUCACUCGAGCGCGGUGCAACGCCGCCGCUCCCGGGGUGCUUCUGGCAGAGAAGAGCGUCAGUUCCGCUGCAGGCCGCCCAGAGUGCCGAGCCGCGUUUGUUUACAUCUCGGCGACGCUGGCGUCGCGAAAACAACGCACUCCAUCCUCCCGAGCGGCAGACGGCGGGACGACUCUCUUUCUCUCGCCACCCCCUUUUCUGUCUCUCUCUGUCUCUUUCUGUUUGCUAAUUGCUUUAUGCCUGGCUGGUGCUCCGCAGUCCCGCCCAGGAUCGCCCCCUUUUACUUUGAGGAGGGCCUGACCGAGGGCAUGCGGACACAGGUGAUGUGCACCGCCUCCCAGGGCGACCCGCCCGUCACGCUGUCCUGGGUCAAAGACUCGGCCGCGCUCGACGCCGGCCCGCAGCAGCACACCGUCCAAAUCAAAGACUUUGCCGCCUACUCGAGCGUGCUUACCAUUCAUAGCGUGACGGCCAACCAUAGCGGCAACUACACGUGCGUCGUGACCAACCACGCCGGACGCGCGGAGUACACGGCCGGCCUGUCGGUCACGGUGCCUCCGCGUUGGGUCGUCGAGCCCGCCGAGCAGAGCGUCGUCCUGGGUAAGGCGGUCACCCUGCCGUGCCAGGCCGACGGCUUCCCCAAGCCCACCAUCACCUGGAAGCAGGCUAUCGGAACGCAGCCGCAAGAGUUUCGAGACGUGGGGUUCGAGUUCCAGCAGUUGGAGGAGGGGUCGCUGUUCCUUGCCGAGGCCGGCGGCCAACACAAGGGCCACUACAUGUGCCAGGCCACCAACGGCAUCGGGCCAGCGCUCAGCAAGCUGGUGAAGCUCAACGUGCUGGCCGGGCCCCGCAUCCGGCCUCGCCCGCGCACGGAGACGGCCCGCCGAGGCGAGGCGGUGACCCUGAGGUGCGCCGCUGACGGCGACCCCACCCUGGAGAUCGUGUGGCGGCUGCGCGGCUCCAGGAUCGACCCGGCCUUCGACGGCAGGUACGCCAUCAAGACCACGCCGUUGGGAGCGGGCUCGGCCGCGGGCGGCGCCGGCGGCGGCCCCCUGGCCGGCGUGCUCUCGGAGCUGACCGUGGAGGAGACGGAGCUGCGCGACCGCGGCGAGUACCAGUGCAUCGCCAACAACGCGUACGGCCAGGACAGCGUGGGCGUGCAGCUGCUGGUGCAGGAGCUGCCCGACUUUCCGCGGAACCUGCGCGUUUCUGAGCAGACGGGUCGGUCCGUGACACUGUCCUGGAGCCCGGCGCCGUCCGCGGCCGACUCGGACUCGGCCGUCGUGUCCUACAUCGUGCAAUACAAGGAGGCAAGAGAUGUGUGGCACGACCACAAUCAGCAGAAGGUGCUGGAGGGCGCCGAGACUUCCACGCUGAUCGCGGGCCUCCGCCCGGCCACCGCCUACCACUUCCGCAUCUUCGCCCAGAACCAGCUUGGCACGUCGGCGGCCUCGGACGUCCUGCAC
Frankliniella occidentalis (western flower thrips) is the source of this 2155-nucleotide messenger RNA. Its product is annotated as cell adhesion molecule Dscam2-like. The record is from RefSeq and is a predicted model, not a curated record. Gene Ontology annotation, biological process: dendrite self-avoidance; axon guidance; homophilic cell-cell adhesion. Gene Ontology annotation, molecular function: cell-cell adhesion mediator activity. Gene Ontology annotation, cellular component: plasma membrane; axon. NCBI's taxonomy places the organism in Eukaryota, Metazoa, Arthropoda, Insecta, Thysanoptera, Thripidae. The annotation marks the transcript as partial. The transcript is spliced from 7 exons.